Molecule: messenger RNA, 1730 nt
Organism: Python bivittatus (Burmese python)
Lineage: Eukaryota; Metazoa; Chordata; Lepidosauria; Squamata; Pythonidae
Source: RefSeq, a predicted model, not a curated record
UUCCUGUUCCAGAAAACCCAGUUUCUGCAGUUUGCAGAUGUCUUCCCUUUGAAGGUGUUUGGCUUUGAGCCAGAACCAGCGUGGUACCUGGAAACAGUGGGCUGGAUAGAACUUGUGGGAGGUUGCCUUUUAGCCUUUGGACCUCAACUGCUGCAGGAAAUCAGCAAUUUUGUGCUCACCGUUAUCAUGAUAGGUGCCAUCUACAGCCUCUUGGCUUUGAAACAGCCUUUUGCCAUGUGUAUACCUGCCACUGUGUCCUUGGGCCUUUUGCUCCUCCUCAACAUCCGGGGAAGAGGGAAGUGUGUGAAGUCAAAGUCUGAGUGAGGCAAGGAGAAGGCGAUCUCUGGAGAGAUGGGAAGGAUCCAAAAUGUAGCUUUUGGGAGGACAGAUACCUUGUGUUCCCCCUUCCCGUUCCCCUGCUAACCAGAUCAUAUGGACCCUGCAAUGUGUAAUCCAGAAGGGGGGUUGCAUCCUCGAAGUCUGGCAAAUUGGUGGUGGCCUAUCUUGGGUCCUAUCACGGCUGCCCUCUUUGCCAGCUUUCUACCCCUCUUUAGACCUGAUUGGAGAUCUUGACUUCUCUGUAAAACCAGUUGCUCUCUCUUCAAUCAGUGGAUCCUUCUUGGGUUAAGGCCAGGAGACAACAUGGGUCGGAUGGAAAUAGAACAUUUCAAGGCGCCCAGAAUGAGGGUUGUAUGGGAUUAUGGUGGGGCACCAAAGAAUGUCGUUGAGGGUAAAAGAAUCCCAGGAAUUCUGCAGAAUGGUAAUCUAAGGGCUCAGAUAAAUCUUGCAUCUGUUCCAUGUUGUGCUGCUUGAUUUCUGGACUUUGUUUACCCUGCUUCAACACAUGUUGCCCUGAUCCAGAUUUGGACUUAUUUUUGUGGGUAGGGGAAGUCUACUUUAAUCACUAUUCCUUGCCCCUUUCCAAAGAUUCAACUCCAUUUACCCACUUUUUAAAAAAUGCCAUUGGCAUCAAUAGAAGGUGCUUUUUAACUUUCCAGUGUUAGGGCAUGAAUUUGGCGAAAUAAAGGUAGAGGGAUGAAUAGAUUUUUUCUACUAAGUAUGCCAUGAUCUUGAGCCAUCACCAUUUAUAAUAAAUAGUCUGGAGUGAAACAGGAUAGGCGAGUUACAAAACCACUGGAUUCUAUGUAAUAUGCCAGUAUGAUAAUUUGCAAAAUUCAGUAGACUCAAAGGUUAUGUCCAUAUUGGAGGACUGAAAGAUUGUUGGGGGUUUUGGACUUGCUUUUAAAAAAAUGCUUGUUAAAACCAGUGGGGCGGUGCAGUGCUUUUGAGUCAAAGGUGAAAAGAUGCUCCAGAGCGCGGAGGCACUCACAAGUCCUUGCCUGUAACUCCUUAAAGCAGAUGUGUCUUUCACAUGGUUUCAAAUGGGAUCUCGUAGGUUUUCAUGGUGUGACGUGAUCACGGCCGAUGGUUUUCCCAAAAGAAACUUACGUUUUUUAGAGGAGAGUUUUGGGGGUGUGUAUGUAGGACAGUUGCCAGUUGAUCCCCUUGUUGCUGACACUCUGCUUUAAGGAAAGUCGAGUAAAGAUACCUUUGCUGCCCUCACGUUUCUUGAAAUUCAUGAAGAACUUGGUGGUGGAGGGACUUCAUCUUGAAAGAGAAACGCUCUGUCUUGCUAGGAAAGAGAUUCAACAGAUUUGGUUUUUUUUGCACAACUCAGGAAUGGCUAACUAAUCAAGACUAACAUUUACUCACUUGACUUCAUUUGACUU